This is a messenger RNA of Austrofundulus limnaeus, 1979 nucleotides long. It is a transcript of the gene ldha, whose product is annotated as lactate dehydrogenase A4. Gene Ontology annotation, cellular component: cytoplasm. The transcript is spliced from 8 exons. Gene Ontology annotation, biological process: pyruvate metabolic process; lactate metabolic process. NCBI's taxonomy places the organism in Eukaryota, Metazoa, Chordata, Actinopteri, Cyprinodontiformes, Rivulidae. Gene Ontology annotation, molecular function: L-lactate dehydrogenase (NAD+) activity. Bases 110 to 1108 code for a protein of 332 amino acids. The record is from RefSeq and is a predicted model, not a curated record.
AACCCGCAGACCCUCCUUUCACAGCUGCUGCACUUGUGCGGAAGAGUGGACGAGCUGUGACAUUCCACGUCGUGUUUUUUUUUCACCUGUUUUAACCCAAACCGUAAAGAUGUCCACCAAGGAGAAGCUCAUCAGCCAUGUGAUGAAGGAGGAGCCUGUUGGCUGCAGGAACAAGGUGACGGUGGUCGGCGUCGGCAUGGUGGGCAUGGCCUCCGCCGUCAGCAUAUUGCUCAAGGACCUGUGUGAUGAGCUGGCCCUGGUUGACGUGAUGGAGGACAAGUUAAAGGGUGAGGCCAUGGACCUGCAGCACGGAGCCCUCUUCCUCAAGACGCACAAGAUUGUAGCCGACAAAGACUACAGCGUGACCGCCAACUCCAAGGUGGUGGUGGUGACUGCUGGUGCCCGCCAGCAGGAGGGCGAGAGCCGACUCAACUUGGUGCAGCGCAACGUUAACAUCUUCAAGUUCAUCAUCCCCAACAUCGUCAAAUACAGCCCCAACUGCAUCCUGCUGGUGGUCUCUAACCCAGUGGACAUCCUGACCUACGUGGCGUGGAAGCUGAGCGGCUUCCCCCGUCACCGUGUCAUCGGCUCAGGCACCAACCUGGACAGCGCCCGUUUCCGCCACCUCAUGGGGGAGAAGUUCCACAUCCACCCUUCAAGCUGCCACGGCUGGAUCAUCGGAGAGCACGGAGACUCCAGUGUGGCUGUGUGGAGCGGCGUGAAUAUCGCUGGUGUUUGUCUUCAAAACCUCAACCCACAGAUGGGAGCUGAUGAUGACAGUGAGAACUGGAAGGAUGUACACAAGCAGGUGGUCGAUGGGGCCUACGAGGUCAUCAAGCUGAAGGGCUACACUUCCUGGGCGAUCGGUAUGUCUGUGGCUGACCUUGUGGAGAGCAUUAUGAAGAACUUGCACAAAGUUCACCCCGUCUCUACACUUGUCCAGGGCAUGCAUGGUGUGAAAGACGAGGUCUUCCUGAGCAUCCCUUGCAUUCUGGGCAACAGUGGCCUGACGGAUGUCGUCCACAUGACCCUGAAAGCYGAAGAGGAGAAGCAGCUGGUGAAGAGUGCCGAAACCCUGUGGGGCGUACAGAAGGAGCUCACCCUGUGAAAGAGAUCAGCUUUGAAUUCUCCAGGUUGACCCCCCUGCCCGCCCUUCCCACCUUGUGUCCCUCACAGCGACGGGUGAACGAGACUGCAGAUUAUCACGGAGCCAAAGUGCUUGUAGCUAAACCGAACAAAGCUAGGUGUUACACUCGGAAAUUCACUCGCUAAGAUCGUUUUCCUUUUCCACAUCCCACCUGUCCUCGUCCAUCUGUGAGUGAAUAUUUAGAAACUCUCACCCUUAGUCUUUAAGGUCAGCCUGUUUUAGAGAGAGCGCACAUAUCUACUUACUGUACUCCCUGUCGAAUGUUCUCAAGAUCUUCACAUUUUGGAUCUAUGUACUUUGUGUACUGUCUGUUAUUGUCAUCGUGUACAAUUGCUGCUUCCUCUGUACACGUUGUGUGCAAUGUGUAUUAUGUGGAUUUUACUAGUUAUUUAUUCCACCUUGCAAUAAAAGAAGCCUAACAGAGACAUUCCAUUCUCUACCAGGAAAACUCCCUGCUGUACAACAACACUGCCACAUGUUGGGUAUUACUGGGCAAAGGUCCUAUGAUACUGAAGUAUAUAUUCAAGAAAAGCAUUGUUGCAUCUACUGCUUUGCACUUGAAAGUUCUGUCAUAACCGAACCAGGGAGCCAGUGGAGAAAAGUCAGCUAGUACCUUUACCCAGAAUCAGGUCCUGAGUCAACUGUCCCAAGGUUGUUGUGCACCAAAAUCCCCCAAUAGUUUCUAUUUCGCUCAAGAGCUACAUUGUCGUUUAUGAGUAAAGAUGCAGAUUAUUUUACARGAUUUUACUGUAUCGCUUACAGAGAAACUAAUGUCACGGCAGAUGGAUGUUUUUAUUUGCCACAACAUCAAAUAAACCUGCCAGAGUAACGA